AUGGCCAGCGUCCGCAUUGACUACCGUGUCGAGGAGCUCUUACAGGAGCUUGAAGAUGCGCGAUCCGACCUUCUCAACGCUGUCAUGUGCGACAAUGACCAAGACACGAUGCAUCUGUGGAAGGAGCUCUCUCGCAAUGCUGAGACGCGGAAGGAGCUGCAGCGAAUUCUGAGACUCCGCAGACGCAAUAGACUAGCCGCGGAUGAUGCGCGAUGCAAGCGGAUUGUGUUGGCGUUCGACCUGGGGCCUGGGACGUGGUACGUGUACCGGCCUCCUGUCAGCGACUGGCCGGCUCUGCGAAGAUUGGCCAACCCCAACGAAACUGUCGAGUUCCGAGAUGUUGACUGGGAGAAGCCGCCAAGCUGUGCCCCUGAAGAUGGCUUGUUCAGUCCAUACGACGUCACCAUCACCACUACCAUCAACCAAUACAUCAAAUCCUUCAACCCCUUUCCCCCAGACACCAACACCCCCUCCCUCGAAUCCAUACAUUCCCUCACCACCCCGGACUUCCUCAUCUCCUACGGCCACUUAGCCUUCAUAGCCUCCCAACCCCCACUCCAAGAACCCCAGACCAGAGACGUCUGGAUGACCGACUGGCAUAGCAUCACCCAGAACUUCGACACCUGGACAACCGUGCUGAUGAAUCUGUUCGUGGACGUGAAGAGGCGGAGCGCUGUGGCGAGGUCUACGUAUACGUUGAUCAAGGGAGAGAUGAAAGUGGUGAAUGAUAUGGUGCAGUUUGUGAGGAUGGAUGAGAGGGGGGAGGGGGUGAGGGGGAUUGUGGAGUUUAAUGAUGCGAGGUGUUUUGAUGAGUUUGAGAGAGUGAUUAAAGGGGGGAAGGGGGAGUGCGGGGUGUGGAGGAGUAGGUUGGUAGAUGGAUGA
Messenger RNA from Fulvia fulva, 882 nucleotides. RefSeq lists its product as uncharacterized. The transcript is spliced from 2 exons. NCBI's taxonomy places the organism in Eukaryota, Fungi, Ascomycota, Dothideomycetes, Mycosphaerellales, Mycosphaerellaceae. The coding region runs from base 1 to 882 and encodes 293 amino acids. The record is from RefSeq and is a predicted model, not a curated record.